Molecule: messenger RNA, 1143 nt
Organism: Drosophila subobscura
Lineage: Eukaryota; Metazoa; Arthropoda; Insecta; Diptera; Drosophilidae
Exons: 3
Coding region: 8-1093 (361 amino acids)
Source: RefSeq, a predicted model, not a curated record
CGACGGCAUGAACCAGUUUGUGAUCUUGGCCUGCCUGGCGGCUAUUGGCGGCGCGCUGGCCGCUCCCCGUCCGGAUGUCUCCCACCUGGGCUACCGCUACCAGGCUGGCGGCUACAACGGCAAUCUGCCCAGCUCUGUGGUGAGCACUCCGCUGGUGAGCAGCUCCUACCAGCCCACGGCCGCUGGCACCAACUACUUCAGCUCGGCGCCCUCGAUUGGACAGCUGAAUGCGGGCGCUGGCAGCUCCGGCUCCUCCUCGUUUGGCUAUCAGGUUGGCAGUGGCAGUGUCGGUGUCGGUUCCGGUUCCGGCAUCGGUUAUGGUGUCGGCUCUGGCAUUGGCUUUGGCGGCUCAUCCUCGAACAGCGACAGCAUUGGACUGCAGGGCCUGCAGCCCGGUCCGGCCAUCAACUACAACGAGCAGGAGUCGUACAUCAGCCACCUGGUGAACUUCCAGCCCGCCCAGGUGAGCAAACACUUCUACGUGCACACCGCGCCCGAGGACCACGACGAGCAGCAGAUCGUGCGCUACGUGAACGUGGGCAGGCCCCAGAAGAACUAUCGCGUGGUGUUCAUCAACGCCCCGACGUCGACCACCAGCAAGGCCAAGAUCAUCGCCAAUGUGGCGCCCGUCGAGGAGAAGACCGCCAUCUACGUGCUGUCCAAGAAGUCGAAUGCCCUGGACGUCAGUGCCGAGGUCGUCACACAGCGGCCGGUGGCCAACAAGCCCGAGGUGUUCUUUGUCAAGUACAAGACGCCCCAGGAGGCGGCGCAUGCCCAGCAGACCAUUCAGGCCAACUAUGACGCUCUGGGCGGCGCUUCUGAGACCAGCAACGAGGGCAUCAUUCCCGUCUCAUCGGUCAUUGGCAGCCUGGGCGACAAUGGCGCCUCCGGCGUUGUCACCGAUGCCACUGGCGGCCUCAACAUUGUCGGCACCGGCGGUGUGCCCACCCUAGAUGCCACCUACAACAACAACAACAACAACAACAACAAUGUGGGCUUCGAUGCCGAGGGCAGUCAGCGCCAGGUGAUCAGCACCUUCAACGGCUCCAAUGCCCAGGCCACAUACUUGCCCGCCAAGCCAGUGCGCAAGUAAAGCAAAUCAUCGAAGGCUUUCAUCCCACACACACGCACACACGCACACAC